Messenger RNA from Xyrauchen texanus (razorback sucker), 2848 nucleotides. Its product is annotated as tubulin beta-3 chain. The coding region runs from base 40 to 1395 and encodes 451 amino acids. Gene Ontology annotation, cellular component: cytoplasm; microtubule. The transcript is spliced from 4 exons. NCBI's taxonomy places the organism in Eukaryota, Metazoa, Chordata, Actinopteri, Cypriniformes, Catostomidae. Gene Ontology annotation, molecular function: GTP binding; structural constituent of cytoskeleton; GTPase activity. Gene Ontology annotation, biological process: mitotic cell cycle; axon guidance; microtubule cytoskeleton organization. The record is from RefSeq and is a predicted model, not a curated record.
CUCACCCUCUGCAGAACACAAGGUCCAUCCACAGACACCAUGAGAGAGAUCGUGCACAUUCAAGCAGGACAGUGUGGCAAUCAGAUCGGAGCCAAGUUCUGGGAGGUGAUUAGUGAUGAACAUGGCAUCAAUCCUGAGGGAAACUACAUGGGUGAUUCAGACCUGCAGCUGGAGCGGAUCAGUGUCUACUACAAUGAGGCUUCGUCCUCAAAAUAUGUUCCAAGAGCUAUCUUAGUCGACUUGGAGCCAGGCACCAUGGAUUGUGUGCGAUCCGGAGCAUUUGGUCACCUCUUCAGACCUGAUAAUUUCAUUUUUGGUCAGAGUGGAGCUGGUAACAACUGGGCCAAAGGUCACUACACAGAAGGAGCUGAACUGGUGGACUCAGUUUUGGAUGUAGUGAGGAAAGAGUGUGAGAAUUGCGACUGUCUACAAGGUUUUCAGCUCGCCCACUCACUGGGUGGAGGCACAGGCUCAGGAAUGGGCACUCUGCUCAUAAGCAAAGUCAGGGAGGAGUACCCUGACCGGAUCAUGAACACCUUCAGUGUAGUGCCUUCUCCAAAAGUGUCUGACACUGUGGUGGAACCAUACAAUGCUACGCUUUCCAUACACCAGCUGGUGGAGAGCACGGACGAGACCUACUGUAUUGAUAACGAAGCACUUUAUGACAUCUGCUUCCGUACCCUCAAACUGGCCACGCCCACUUAUGGCGACCUUAAUCACCUAGUUUCAGCCACCAUGAGCGGGGUCACUACCUCCCUGCGCUUCCCUGGUCAGCUUAAUGCUGACCUCCGGAAACUGGCGGUCAAUAUGGUGCCCUUCCCGCGUCUCCACUUCUUCAUGCCCGGCUUCGCUCCUCUGACGGCACGUGGAAGCCAGCAGUACCGUGCCCUCACUGUGCCUGAGCUUACCCAACAGAUGUUUGAUGCAAAAAACAUGAUGGUUGCUUGCGACCCACGUCACGGCCGCUACCUCACCGUGGCCACUGUCUUCAGAGGUCAUAUGUCCAUGAAAGAGGUGGAUGAGCAGAUGAUGGCCAUUCAGAGUAAGAAUAGCAGCUACUUCGUGGAAUGGAUCCCGAACAACGUAAAGGUGGCAGUUUGCGAUAUCCCACCCAGGGGUCUCAAGAUGUCCUCUACAUUUAUUGGCAACAGCACCGCCAUCCAGGAACUGUUCAAGCGCAUCUCUGAGCAGUUCACGGCGAUGUUCAGGCGCAAGGCUUUCUUGCACUGGUACACAGGAGAAGGUAUGGAUGAAAUGGAGUUCACAGAAGCAGAGAGCAACAUGAAUGAUCUGGUUUCAGAGUACCAGCAGUACCAGGAUGCCACAGCAGAAGAAGAGGGUGAGAUGUAUGAGGAUGAUGAUGAUGAUGAGUCUGAAGCUCAAGUCCAAAAAUGAACCUUGCAAGUAGUAGCAAAUCUUGACUGCUACAAAAUAUUUAAUUGGUUGCUGGCUGAUACAGGGUGAAUCUCACAAAACUUGCCAAGAACAUGUCCUGGUAUAAUUUUACCCCCAAAUCUGCUUAAAGUAAAUGAAGAUUAAUUUUAGGAGCAUUAACCCUAAAACAGGCAACAUACAUCACAAGAUACAUACUCUUUAUAAUAAUAAUAAUAAUAAUAAUAAUAAAGGUUUAUUCGGUUACUAAACAUAAAACAGAAUGUAUAUACAACAAAUUCAUUAUAAACAAAGAAGGUAACCGAACGGGUGUAGGCUGAAGCCAUGGCUUAUUACGCCUACCCUAUUUACAAAACAACAACUACCCAUCAAAUUUUGAACAUAAACAAUAUACAUGUAUAAACAUAUGUCUACAUACACACAUUCCUAUAUACACAUACUGCAUAUAUACUCAUAUACAUACAUAUAUACAUACAUACAUAUAUUCUUUAGUUUCUUAUAGGGUGUAUGAGAAAGAGUUUCUCACCCAAUCUUGUUAUCAUUUAUCAUAAUUGGAUCUGUUUUGAGUAUGCGGCUCACAUGACUUGGUUAUAUUGUUCUGUGAUCAUUAAGUCAGACUCACCUAAACCAAUAUGUCUGCCCAUAAUGCAGAGCAUGCUGACUUGGUGAUAAUUAAAUUAUAUAUUAAUCUUACUUUUCUUUAGUAAAAAAAAAAGAAGCUAAUAUAAUUGUAAACAUUGUCUUAAAAUGCAGAAGGGUUAAGAUUUUAGGAUCUGUAAUAUUUUCCUGACAAAUAAGCCCAUUUCUAGCAAUUUUCAUUAUUUUAACACACUUAAAAUAGUGAUUUAUUAUUUUAAUUGUAAAGCAGUUUCACAUCAUUUAGUUUAAUCUUAUUUUAAAUAAUAAUGAUUGCAGUAAUAAAAUACAGUAAAAUACAGUAAAAAUGUCUGCAUUACAAUCAUGAGAUCCUAAAGGGAAUCACAAAAAACCUAAAAGUAAAAUGUCUGAACUGCAUUUAAGUAAUUAAAAUGACAUUAAAAAAGGUGAAUUUGCGUGGAUGGAAAUGUGCUUAAGAUUCAUGAAAAUUAUGUCACAAUGCAAAAUAUCUUAAUGAGUUAAAAUAUAACAAAAUUAUACAAUAAAAUAUAGGUUUCAUUUUCUUUAUGCAAAGUCUUUUCUUUUCUGGAAUGUGACCUUGACAAGUUUUCAUGAGAUUCGCCCAAUAGGGCCUGACCUAAUUUCCUAAUCUACAGAUAUCAUCUGCACUGCUAGUUAAUAAGUUAUGACAUGCAUUAGUGUUACUUCAACAAGUUAAUUUUUGUUACUGUGGAUUCUUCUGUUGCUAGCAGUAUUGUUCACUAACCAUACUAAAAAAAAUAUAAGAAUCGUUCAAAAGAGUCAAUAGAUCUGAAUUUCUUCACAAUCUGAAAAUAAUGUCAAAUAAACACUACUGCAU